Rodentolepis nana is the source of this 1959-nucleotide messenger RNA. Lineage: Eukaryota; Metazoa; Platyhelminthes; Cestoda; Cyclophyllidea; Hymenolepididae. The record is from the annotation of a GenBank genome assembly.
GUGAGUCAGCUACUUCCGCUGGCUGCAAGUGGCAGUCGUGGUCGAGGUGGAAAAGACGGUGGUGGCGGAGGCGGUGGUCGAGGAUCAAAUGACGGCCGGUACUCCCUGCGCUCAUCUAUGUCGCACCUUCGAAGUCAAAUACCCUCGAACACCGAUAUGCCCCAUGGCCCAGGUGCAACACCAGAGUAUGAUCCUGCUUUGGCUAACCAACUUCGCCGACUGUUCCAUCAAAGAGUUGACAUUUUUGAACCUAUCAAACCUAAUCGAGAAUCUAUCCUAUUUGGGGUAAUCAAGAUUGCUCUUAAGACAGAAUGUGCUAUUUACUCUACUCUUGUGUGUCUCCUGCAUUUUCAGGCUUUCAGUGAAUGCGCAAGAACCCGUACAUUCGGGAAGUUUGGCUUACAGCAAAUACAAGUCGAAUGUCAUUAUCUCUACAUCCAUCUAUGGAGAUUUGUUAGCGAUGAAAAACAAAUACAGACAGUUCUGGAUGAUGUGAUGUACAGUGUAAUGCAACGCUGUGUGGAGCCCCAAUUAAUGGACGAUAGCGUUUAUUCAUGUUCGCUUCCUUUUGCUUUUGAUUUCAGAUUGUUGAUGCCAUCUGCGAUAGUUCUCGGAGUGGCAUUGCCUUCCGAGAGAGGUUUCGCAUCCCGUUUGCAUGUUUGCCAGAAAAUCUUGGAGAAUCGUAUUAAUCUCGAUAAAUUUGAUGUAGAUUAUUCCAUUAAAUUUGAUGAAGAAAAUCGAGGUCCAAUAACGGAUAUUUCUAUUGAUCCUGUAGAGUCACGAUUCCUUCUAGCUGCAAACUCGAAUGGAAGUCUAUUACUGUAUGACACUCACUGUCCAUUUGUAACCCAAGAUGUUGGCGGCUGCAAAUCGUCGACUUUUCGUUCUCUCACCCAUAUCACAUCAGUUCCAUCAACACUUUUAGGCACUGGUGAUGCAGGUCCGAAUUCGAGUGACGGGAGACUUAGCAAAUCCCUCUGUGUUCAGUGGAACCCUGUAGACACUGGUUCUUUUUUCACAGUCUCCGUUAACAGCACACUCAGAAUAUGGGACACUAACAGAGGAGAGUGUGUAGAGGCGAUCUCAACCAUAGAACCCAUGACUUGGGCAUCUUUGUCGUCUUGUGCAACAGAGCAUAAUUUGAUUGCUGUGUCCCUCAGCAGGGUUCAUGAACGUCACACGGUUUGUAUUGAUCCUCUUGUGGGCGCCCCUUGUUUGAGUCUACUCGGGAGUCAUACAGAACCUUAUCUUACACAGAUUCUAUGGUCUGCUCGAAGUUCAUUUGUUUUGCUAACUGCGGGGAUCGAUGGCCGUGUUAUCUUUUGGGAUAUUCGUGUCCCUUCAAAGCCCGUCGCUGCGUUGAAUAAAGCCUUCGUUGAUGGAGAUAAAGUUUACAUGAAUGAAGCUUUGGCCCAUAAUGACGGUGUGAAAAGUAUGUCUCACAGUCCAGACGGUCUCCAACUCUACACAUGGGGCGGUACUGGUACACGAGGUGACUCCUGUCUUCGAGUUUGGAGUCUUGAGGUAGAUGGUCAGUCUCCGACGCCACUUGCUAACGCUCAACCCCGUCUUUCCACGGCUGCCGUGACGGUAGAGAGUACAGUUUUGGGUGCAGGACUUUCUUCAAGAUGUGCUCGGUUAGCGGUGGCUGGAGGGGAGAGCCCUUGGGGCCCAUGUCCACGUUUUCCCGCUUGGGAAGCUGAGGGUGGCCUCGUGUUUGUACCCGCAGAUAGGUCUCUUAUUGUUACACCAAUUGAUAGUCGAUUAUAUCGAGAGAAUUCCAACAAGCCGACGCUUCGGACUAUCAAAAGACACUUUGCUAGUAUGACGGCAUGUGCUUGGAAUCCAAAAAGCUUGGAGCUUUAUACAGCAGGACUUGAUAGCAAUCUAUACACAUGGCCGCUGUUUCAAUCCGAUCCCUCUACUGAGGAGAAUUCGGUAGUAAUGAAGAGUGUUUGA